Cuscuta epithymum is the source of this 4993-nucleotide messenger RNA. Lineage: Eukaryota; Viridiplantae; Streptophyta; Magnoliopsida; Solanales; Convolvulaceae. The record is from the annotation of a GenBank genome assembly.
CGGACGGGACCGCGGUUCCCAAACCAGUUUGCCCACCCCUACUCUAUUCCACAAAUCCUUCUCCCAGAGACAAUCAGCCGUUCAACUCCAACUGGUCCGCCGUCUUCCGCGCCUUCCUCAGCCCGCAGAGCCGCAGUCCCACAGGUUACAGAAGACAGCCGCAGUGUUCAUCUCUAGUCAGGCACACCGCACACCGCAGCUUUAGUGGUCUUCUCCAGCCGGCCGACUCUUCUUUUAUCUUCACCGCCUCAAGCCUUCAAGCUUCAAGUAAUUGUGAAUUGCAACCUUGCAGGUGCAUUCCACAUAAUUUCAAAAAUGCAGGAAAAAUUGGUGGUGACAACUCUGAGAAAGUUGUUUAAGAGUGAUCCUGGUCUUGUUUCCUAAGUUUGAGUCCUAACGUAAUGAAAAAGGCGAUUUCAUUGGCUUCCAUCACCACAAAGUUUUUGAAAAUCAAAUUUCUUUUCUUCAGUGGUCCAAGAUUCCAGUGUUCAUUUUCUACUGAGAAUUGUCUUUAUCAUGUUGAAAAUAUCAAACACUCUGGACUCAUAGAGUUACUUCAAGAACCGUUAACAUGGGUUCAAAUUCAUUCCCUUGGUGUAACCAAGUCUCUUCAUGCACUCAUCAUCAAAAUUGGUUUUACCCUGGAACAAGUCAUUUUCCCUCUCAACAAUGUCUUAUCCAAAUAUGUCCUUUAUGGUGACGUGAAUGAAGCUCGAGGUUUGUUUGAUGAAAUGACACAUAAAAAUGCUGUGUCUUACAAUACUAUGAUUACUGCGUAUAGUCAAUAUGGGAAUGUAAGUGAAGCUUGGAAGCUGUUUUCUGAGAUAAGGAGGUGUGGAUUUGAUCCCACUCAAUUUACUUUUGGGGGGCUGUUGUCGUGCAAGUUCUUGAAUUAUCAUCAAGUGGCACAAUUGCAUGCACUGAUUGAAAAGACACCAUUGUUUCAUACUAAUGCUUUUGUAGGGACCUCAUUACUGACUACCCUUGGAAAAUGCGGGUGUAUACAUGAGGCCUGGCAGAUUUUUAAGAGCAUGCCUCGAAAGAAUUUGGUUACAUGGAAUUCAAUGAUUGUGUUGUUCGGACAACAUGGAUAUGUUGAAAAUUCGAUGAAAAUGUUCAUUGAGAUACUUAGAGAUGGAAGGGGUUUGUCGGAGGCCACGUUUGUUGGCCUUCUGUCUUGUUUUGUGGAGUUAUCUGAUGUGGAAUUAGGAGAACAGGUGCAUGGAGUUGCACUGAAGUAUGGAUUGGACAUUGCAAUUUCAGUUAAGAAUUCUCUAGUCAACAUGUACGCAAAAUGUUUUUGCGCACAAACUUCGAAUAAAAUGUUUGAGGAAGUGCCAGUGAAGGAUACUAUAUCGUGGAAUAUAAUAAUUGGAGCAAUGGCAAAUAGUGAUUCACCAGAUAAAGCAUUGAGUGCUUUCGUGGAAAUGUAUGCGAAUGGGUUCUCCGCAAAUGAAAUCACUUUCAUUAAUGUCCUUAAUUCAUGCACUAGGCUAAAGAGUAUAUCUGAUGGAGAAGCUUUGCAUGCACAGCUUUUCAAGAAAAGGCUUGAAAUUGAUGUAAGGGUUGGUAGUGCUGUAUUAAGCUUUUACGUAAAAUGCGACAAAUUGGAAGAUGCACAUCGUUGUUUCAAUGACAUAUGCGAAAAGAGUAUAGUUUCUUGGAACACGUUGAUGCUAGGAUAUUCAAAUAGAGGAUCUCCUGAUUCCUUUUUGCUUAUGCGGGAAAUGAUACGCCGAGGUUGUUAUCCAAAUGAUUUUUCUUUUUCUAUUGUCAUGAAGUCAUCACGCAUAGCAGAAUUAGUGCAGCUUCAUUCGUUGAUGAUAAAAACUGGUUACCUUGAGUAUUCUUAUGUAUUAAGCUCUCUUAUGUGUGGAUAUGCCAAAAAUGGCUUACUAUCAGAUGCACUGAACUCAAAAGCUUUUAAUGGCACACCAUUUGAUGUUGUCUCAACUAAUGUGAUGGCUGGAAUAUAUAACAGAUCCCGUCAGUAUGAUAAGACUAUGGAGUUGUUUUCCGCACUUGAGGAUCCUCCUGACAUGAUAUCUUGGAAUAUUUUGAUUGCUGCUUGUUCCAGAAUUGGGUAUCACAAAGAGGUUUUUGACCUAUUUCGACACAUGCAGAGAACUGGUGUCAUUCCCGACAAUUACACAUAUGUUAGCCUAUUCAGUAGUUGCACUGCACUAUGCAACUUGGGGUUGGGCAGCUCUCUUCAUAGCCUACUUAUUAAGAACGAUUCUAAUUCGUGCGACACAUUUGUCUGCAAUGUCAUGAUCAACAUGUAUGCAAAAUGUGGGAGCCUUGAUAGUUCAAUAAAGAUAUUUAAUGGUAUCACCAAAAGUAAUGUCAUUUCAUGGACUGCUAUUAUUUCAUCACUUGGCCUACACGGAUAUGCUUAUCAAGCAAUAGAGAAAUUUGAUGAGAUGAUAAUGAAUGGUUUUAAGCCUGAUGCGGUGGCCUUCACGGCUGUUCUUUCAGCUUGCAGGCAUGCUGGGUUGGUUGAACAAGGGAUGUCAUUGUUUAAGGAAAUGAAUUCCAAGUAUGGGGUUGAGCCAGAAAUGGAUCACUAUGUAAUUGCUGUUGAUUUGUUAGCAAGAUGUGGUCGUCUUGUAGAAGCGGAGGAGCUAAUUGAUAAGAUGCCUUUCCCUCCUAAUGCUUUGAUAUGGCGCACUUUCCUUGAUGGCUGCAAGAGGAAAAGAGCCAUACUUAUCUCUUAAAUCUAUUCAAUUCACAUUUUGAGUAACUGUGAAACUCCGUAAAGAGUUUACCAUGUCACCCCCCAACCGAAACAUCUUGAUCUCUUACUCUGAAGGAAUAUUUCUCAGAAUCACAAGUUCCAAGCUGCUAGACAUAGUAAGUGAAAGUGUGGUCUUGUGAACUCGAAUGAGGCAGACCGGCCGACCCAUCUGAAAGCCCAACUACAAGCUUUCUACUGCACCAACUUUUAAAUAUACGCUAUUGGAGGGCGGCUGCUGGCACCAACCUGGCACUGUCCACACUGAGGAGUUAGAUACUAUGGAAAGGCAUGAUAUGCGAAAAGGAGCUUAUCAUGGGGCUUAAAAGAAAAGUGUGCUUGCCUAAAACAAAAAUGAAACAUCCUCCAUUCUGGAAGAGGUCAGUCGGGCAAUCAGAUAUCUUAACCUGGUAAAGGAGCUUUAUAUGAGUUAGUGACAGGAGGAAAGUUAAAACCAUAUGGCCUGAUGACAGUAAUUUUUGAGGCUCUUAUCUUCUCAUUAUUCUGCUCUGGUCUACUCUUCUCCUCCAAGGCCAAUGAGGAGUAGCUUUGAAAACGGGCAACAAUUGGCGAGCCAUCCACUUUGAUUUCAUUUGUUUGUUCCUUGUCAUGUCCCUACAACAAGUGUGCUUGUUGUUUACAGAUUUUAAAACAAAACAAUUUCUCUUGUGUUCCCAAGAGUCAUAAAGCAAAAACUUGCAACCAUCUACACAUUUAACACCAAGCCUUUGACUUCUUUUUUUGUCACUAAUAAAAUAUGUCAAAUUUCUACAUUGAGCCACAUCAUAUUGAGUUACAGCCUCUCUAAGAGGCUAAAUUUAUCUCUUGUACCAAACCUUAAGCCAACACACCACUGCAGAUUAUUAAAAUCAGUUGAGUCGUUCACAAUUGGUGCCUGACACUUCUUCUUCUUCCCUAAAAUAUCAUCUUCUUCACUCUCUCUUGGGGAGUCAACUUCACCAUCACUAUCCUCAUAUUGUGAAACAUAUCCACCAAGUUCAUUCAUGUUUUUCAGCGUCUAGUAGAUCUGCACCCCUUUCUAACGAAUCAUUAACCUGCUUUACUUCCUCACAUUUUUUGAAAUUCCAAUUUUGUAUCCUUUGCCUUGCUUCUAUCCAUUCUUCAUCACUGGAAUGACCUUCUUCACCAUCAACUGAUUCAAUGAAAUGCUGCAUAAUGUCCUCCUGCUCUUCAUCAUGCAUAUAUGUUUGUAUCUCUCCAGAGUUAUCAUCCCCCCCUUCAGAAAAAAGGACUUCACUAGUGUAUUGGGUUGGCACAUCCUUAUGGACAAUAUACAAGUCAACCAUGCUUGCUUCCAUGCCUAACCUUCCUAUUUCAGCAACAUCAUUGUCACUAUUUAUUUGAUACAAACCCGUACUUAAUGACUCUCCAGGGACAAGGUCUGAAUAUGAUACUCUUGGUACUUCCGUAAAAGCUGCUGUUGUUUAUUUUUUAACGGCAUUAGUGAAGCUUGUGUGUCUUGCAACAUUUCUUAAUGUUUCCGAAAGUGAUACUUUUGAGCCAUAUCAGGAAUUGUUGAAAGCUCUGAUCGGGUUUAUAGAUGUUGCUGGACUUUAUUUUGCAUUGACACAAUUGACUCACAGGAAUAUUUCUCAGAAUCACAAGUCAAGCUGUUGGACUUGGAUGGGCUUUUGCUGAUUCAGUUCUUCAUAGAUUGGCACCCCUCUGGGUUGGUGCUAGAGGGUUGGAGUUCACUUGGGAGUACAUCCUGCAAGGCCUUGAAGCAAAUGCCAAUUUGGUAUUUAACUUAUCACUAGCAGCAUUGGGAUCUCUGAUGUGGCUGCGGAAAAGCAAACCCAAGACAUUGAUUCCCAUUAUAUAUACAUGUGCUGGGAUUGUAGCAACAAUGCCAUCCAUAACAAGCUAUCUGAAGCAGGGGAUGGGGUGGCAACUUCCAAAGGUCGUUGGCUUUGAAUUAUUCACCUCACUGGCCAUUGCUUUGGUCAGCUGGCAGUUAUUUUCUGCUUGCCAGAGGCCUUCCAUCUAAAUGUAGAACUUUGAGGUCAUAUUGUCGAACCAAUCCAAAUCUAUGAUUGCGCCACCUUCUUCUCUGCCGGGUGUUGGCUUCAGCUUUUAUUUUUCUUCUCUCAACAUUUGGAGAGUAUGUUGGCCAGCUGAUUUUUAUUAUUCACUUUUAACAGUUUUCAAUUUUCACAUUUUCCUGGCAGCUUGUGUGCAAUGAUAUGUGCCUGGCAAUGGUCAACUUCUAAUUACUUGUAAAGAAUAUACGCUUUCUUA